AUGACGACUUACCAAGUUGACCAGGAGCAAUUGAAAUCGUUGAAAGGCAAGACUAUUCUGAUAACAGGAUGUGCUUCUGGAAUUGGACGAGCAACAGCUGAGUUGGCGCACCGCAAUGGUGCGAACCUGAUCCUGGCCGAUUGGAGUGAAGCCCCGUUGAGGGAUCUUGCGGAAAAGCUAAAUCACAACUCCAAUGUCAUCUUCCAGAAAACGAAUGUUGCACACUGGGACGAUUUGAUUCGGGUCUACCAACUUGGGUGGGAGAAGUUUGGAGCGAUUGAUGCUGUUAUAUCCAAUGCGGGGGUCAACUCUGGCGAAGUCCACCUUCAACACGAAAUCGAUCCUAUGACAAAUUUGUUACGAGCUCCACCGCUGGAUACUCUGGAAAUCAAUCUGAUAGCUCACAUUUACAUGACCAAAUGUGCAGCUUAUUACUUCGGAAAGCAGGCAGGAAAGAAGUGCCAGAUCGUCCUCACAUCUUCCGCGGCAGCGUUCCUUGAUACACCGCCUCUCUAUUUGUAUUCGACUGCCAAAGCCGGUGUGUUGGGCCUAAUGCGCUCCCUGCGAACAGACUUGCCAAAAUCCAACAUCACCAUCAAUACUGUUGCUCCGUGGUUCACAGCCACCCCAAUGGUUCCCAAGGCGCUCACUGAUCUGUGGGAGAACCUGCCGGCCAACACCCCAGCUGGGAUCGCGAUUGCGCUGCUACUACCAAUCAUCCAACCUGAAAUCAAUGGCAAAACUUUUUUUGUUGCCGGCAACGAGAUUGUGGAGCUCGAAGACUCUCUGGCUAAGAGUCAACCUCAAUGGAUGGGCGAAGAGCUCAGCAGAAAUGUCGACGAGGGCCAGAGGCGGCUUCUGAACGCAGAUCCUUUCGAAUAA
Molecule: messenger RNA, 882 nt
Organism: Cladophialophora psammophila CBS 110553
Lineage: Eukaryota; Fungi; Ascomycota; Eurotiomycetes; Chaetothyriales; Herpotrichiellaceae
Exons: 4
Coding region: 1-882 (293 amino acids)
Molecular function (GO): oxidoreductase activity
Source: RefSeq, a predicted model, not a curated record